AAAAGAUUCAUAAAUGUCUCGAAAUCGCACAUCAGUUAGUCCUGUGCUACGUGUCACCCAGAGGCAGCUGCAAACUUAAAGUUAUUGUUUUCUAAAAUAUCCAGCGUGGAAGCUCAGAAGAAAUGGCUCAAACUUUAUAUUUCAGCGUUCUUCUCAUCGCUCUCUGUUCAUUAUCUGAAUGCAUUCAGCGUCGCUAUCACCACAUAGACAAGAAGAUGACCUGGACUGAAGCUCAGAGAUACUGCAGAGAGAAAUACACAGAUCUGGCCACAGUCAACAACAUCAACGACCUGAAUGACAUGAAUCAACUGAUGAAGAGUGUGGAUUACAGUUUGAUUUAUGGUGUCUGGAUUGGACUGACUAGAUCAAGUGUUUAUAAAUGGAAGUGGUCUCUGGGUGAUCCUGUGAAAUAUACAAACUGGUAUAAUGGAGACUCAAAUGGUCCAGGUCAUUGUGUUUAUAUGAGAGAUGGAUCAUGGCAUCAUCAGGACUGUAAUACGAACAUGAGAUUCAUCUGCUACAAUGAGAGCAGUAAAGGAUUCAUCAUUGAUGAUUCUUCAGUAUCAUGGAGAAAAGCGCAGAUCUUCUGCAGACAGCAUCAUACUGAUCUGACCAGUGUGAGGAAUCAGAUUGAGAAUCAACAGAUUCAGAAGAUCAUGAAUGACACAAACAUAUCUGAAGUCUGGAUUGGUCUGUUCAGUGACUCAUGGGAGUGGUCAGAUGAGAGCGACUCUGGAUUCAGAAACUGGUAUCCUAAUGAACCAAAUAAUCCUUAUACUGAAAAAUGUGCAGCAUUCGGUGGGGUUAAAUGGAAUAAUAUGAUUUGCAGUGACUGUCAGACCUUUUUGUGUCAUGAAGAUAAUCUGAUAUUGAUCCAGGAGAAUCUGAGCUGGUCUGAAGCUCGGAGAUACUGCAGAGAGAAUCAUGUGGAUCUGGUUUCAGUUGAUUCAGAGGAGAUUCAGUUCAUGGUGACUAAAGUGAUUCAUCAGUCCUCUACUGACCCCGUGUGGAUGGGUUUAAGUCACUCCUGUGCUGUUGGUCUUUGGUUCUGGGUGAAUGAAGAGAAGGUCUGCUAUCAGAAUUGGGCUCCAGGGAACGAAACAAAACUGAUGGACUGCAACACUGAACACAGAGCUGGAGCAGUUCAGUCUGGAGGAGAUAAUCUCUGGAUCAGCCUUCCUCAAUCUCAACAACUCAACUUCAUCUGCAGCAGAAAAUAAUAAAAUAAUUUGUGUCUAUCACUUGAUUUUUGUUAUUGUUUGUUCAUUUUCUGGUUUUUAUUUUGUUAUUUAGAAGUAGGGUUCAUUUAUAAACAUAUUACAGAUUAAAUACAACAUUAUGCCUUAGUUUAGAAUCAUUUCAUGUAUACAAAAAAAUGUUUCUAUGUUAAUCUCCUGACACAAUAUAUUUUCUUAUGUUUCUUUAAUAACUGUUCAAUUAUAUAAAAAAUGCAUGAUAUUUACUCAUCAGAUGUCACUUCUGUUCUGUCUGAUUAAUAAAGAUUAUGAGCUCA
This is a messenger RNA of Paramisgurnus dabryanus, 1513 nucleotides long. Its product is annotated as C-type mannose receptor 2-like. The record is from RefSeq and is a predicted model, not a curated record. Lineage: Eukaryota; Metazoa; Chordata; Actinopteri; Cypriniformes; Cobitidae.